AUGGUUUCAGCGGCCGAGCCCCCCGCGUAUCAAGCAUUGCUUGAGCUUGAGAAGGGCACAUCAGGUUCGCCAGUUGAGCAGCUUGCAGAGGCUGCUAGGAUCACAGGAGUUGAUCUUGAGAGCUAUGUACACCAAUAUUUGGCAGGCGACGGUGGACUCCCCUCAAUUACGUCGGCUCUCUCUGCACCCACCGAGGAAUGGGUUCUGCGAUGGCUGCUGAAGAAGCUCAAGGGUCUAGCCGAGGAACGGAAUGAAUAUAGGAAGAACGAGAGAUCGUGGAUAUUAUUGCGGAUUCUCUUUGGCCGAAUCCCAAUUAGGAGCCUGGCGUUUACGUUGAACGAAAAUAAUUUCCUGGCAAUACUUCAAGACUCGUUGGUGGCCUUGGAAUCGACGGGAAAUGAAGAAAAGCGUGCUUUGGAUGCGGGAUACGACUCUAAAGUAGGCGCGCAGCUGAAGCGAGUCCCCGAAUCAGACUCUUCUACCCGAAGCCGGAAACGCAAGCGGACAGAUGGCGGGCUUAGCACGGAUACUCCAGAAGCGGACAGCUCAUGCGAUGCCUCCUCAGGCACUCUCCUUGCCAUUAUCGAAUCAAUUCAUGCUCUUGUACAGCUCGCCAACCAAAUCCCGCAAGCCCAAAUUUCGCUGAGGGCUCAGCUGAAGCUCGUCUUUCGUGGACAGCUUAAAGCAAGUGCUAUAAUCCUUGGUCAAUCCUGUAGUCAUGCUUUGACUGCCAUUGAUGAAGUAGAUGUUGCGAAAGAAGCCUCGUAUAGGCUGCAACUAUAUUCCUCUCUCGUCUCGGUAGUGGAGAUAUGGGCACUCCGAUCAGACUCUUCCGAAGGUGACUCGAGCAAGUCUAGUAAUGAUUUGUUUGUUUCCCAUGCCCUUGUAGGUGUGUUGGGCUUGAUUAGAAACAUACAUCAGUCCCAAGGUGGUGCCUCCAGGAAUCAGGAAUUAGUAAAUGGCCUCGAGCGAUUAGUGGUCCUUCAUGUCGUCCUCCAUCUCCGCGAGAAUUUUUUCUCCUCGGAAUCCACAGCUACCAACAACCAGAUCAGCCCCAAGAAAGUACAACUCCUCAGUGACGAGGUUCAAUCAAGGCUAGGGGCAGUACUCUCUGACUCAAAUAGCUAUAUUCUCCCAACGCUUUUCGAUGUUUCUAUCCGUGCUAUGCCUAGGAAUAAUUUCAGGCGGCAGCUGCAUGAAAACCCUUGGCUCGAAUCACUCGCAAUCUCCCUUCUGGCACGAGGCAGCUAUUCACUAAGUGGGGAACGGGCAGCAAAUUCUUCUACGCGAAGUGUCUCCUUGCUACAGGAAUUUCUUGGUGUAGCUAUCCAGCGAAAGUUGAAACUCUCCUUGGAGACACUGGUCCAAAUUACGAGCGGAUAUUCCCAGCUCCUGUCAAAGUCUCAGAGUGAAAUUGAAUGGCAUCUAAUCACCCAGAUAUUGAAGCUCGAUGUUGAUGUGUUCUUGUUAAAUUCCGGCUUAGAACAAUCUGCCACCCUACUAGACUCUCUGCUAGGUGGCAUCACGUCUUUAUCUCUCCAGCCAGAAUCUACCUCAAGUGGUCUAUACAACACGAUAAAAUUUGAUAUCGUCAUCCCUCUGGCGCGCGGAUUUUUCAACGCCAGAGAUGGCUCUGCUUUUGUCCGAAUAUGGACCGAACAGCUAUCCCGACUUGAAACGGCGCGACGUACCAGCGAGAAUGGCAUAUUAUUUUCUGUCUGGGAAGAUGAUGAUGUAGUCAAUGCUUGUGGAGAACUUCUGGCGGCAGACGCACAGCUUGAUGCCCAGGUCGAAGAUAUUCUGGUAAAGGUCCAAUCGACCGAACGAUCCUCACUUGACAUAUCGAGGGCCGUUAUUAUGGGCUGCCUCACCACCCUACUUGCCAAUAACCAAGCUAUGGCCCAGCUAACCUCCGAAACCCGCCAACUUCUAUUUACCAAUCUCCUCUCAACUCUUGGGGACGAAGCGACUUCUACGAUAAAAUCACAGCUUGCUGAUAUUUGGAGCUCCUUUUUAUCACCACAGUCAGUCUUAGAUUCGUCUUGUGUCGUGGACGACAUCGUCAAGGUGGUUUAUGAUAAACUUGAACAGGACGCGGUUCCGUCCAAAUUGCUGGUUGGCACUCUCCUAUCUAUUCCCACCCGCUUAGUAGCCCGGCCACAGCGAGGUUCAGUUUUGGAUCUUCUUCAAUCUUUCUUCUUGGAGGGUAAGGUCGACGCGGAUAUGAAAUUAGAUAUAUUAUUGCUCAUGACAAGCCUAAUGGAGGCCACGAGGUCGCCAGCUCAAAUCACCAGUGACCAGAACACAACCUGGGCAAUUUCUCGUUCAAUUCAUGUGAGCAGCGAAGACAAUAGUCAACUACUUUUUGAUGCCUUCCGGAAAUUCCACGAAGUUGUUAUGGAUCGGUUUGAAGCUGCGCCUGAAGAUUCCGUGACUAAAUUCAUGAAGAGCACAUAUCUAAAGGUAACCAAUGAAGCAGCUUCACCAAAUUACCAAACUAUGGAAUACCCCUUGUUCAUCCUCACCCUUUCGUUCUUACACAAACGCAAGCAACAGCUUGACAGCAGCAAAAAGUUUGAGGCUAUCUGUAGCCUACGACAGAAAACUUUUGACGCCUUAGUUUCGGAUAUACACUCCUUAGCUAGAGCGAUAAAGAAGGGAUCGGAUGACCUCGAUACUGUCAAGCUGGCGGGAAUUUUGUGCAUGUUGGAUGCUUUCCAGGAUCUUCAGCAAGAGAGCAAAGAUUCACGGAAGGAAAUCAGCAAACUCGAAGAAUAUAUGUCUAGAUACAACUUACCAGUGCAAUUCCAAAAACAAGCCAAGUUACAAAAGGUCACUUCAAAGGCCCCGAGCGCCGAUGUCGAAUCUCGUUUACUUGACUGCACUAUAUUAUUUCCGCUCGAACAGCUACACGGGAAGGACCAGAGAUCCCUAGUUCACAAGGUGAACCUUCAGCUAUCGCAGAUGAAGGAGGAAACAGUGGUAAAACUAAUUCACAACUUACGCGAAGCAGACUUAUCAGGGGAGCAAAGCGGCUACCAGCUUCUAUUGUUAGGCAUGGCAGUACUGAAACUGGAUCCAGUGCAGGAUCGAGAAAGCUUAGCAUCAAGUGAACUAUCGACGGCUUUCACCAAGGUGUCAGCGGCAUUCUCCCGUAACACUUCUAUCGAAGCCUUCAGUCUCGCAGCUGAAGUUUUGGAUACUCUUUUGCGGUCACAGUCUAGAUCUAUCACCCAGUGGAACAUAGACAACCUACUAGCCAAUAUAUCCCUAAUCGCAUCUCCAGGCGGCCCGCCAAUUGAUGCGAAGUUCGCGGGUCCGAUCCACACGCGGCUCUGCAAACUCCUAGGCACUCUGUUUGAACUAUAUCGACAAAAGCUUAGUGGGAGGUUCCACCUGGUUCUACCGAUCAUGCAAGCGCUCUUACGGUGCUUAUUUACCCGCAAUCAGAAAACGGCGAACUCACCUACGGCGGGGUUAACUCUUCCACCAUGGGUUGGAGACUCUUCCUGUCUUGAAGCAGCGCAUGGGACACAGUUUUCUCGUCUUCUCAGCGCACUCUGUGAUCCAACUGUUUCUUCAGUUCAAAGACAGCGAGGAGGCGACCAUUCGAGUCAAGGGUUGAGCGAUAAUACAAAGAAAGUGAAAAGUUUGGCAGGCCAGUAUCUGCAGUAUCUUGUCAUGGAGUACUCUUCGUGCCAGUUAAGGGGGUAUAUAUCCCCAGAAAUGAAAGCAGCGCUAAUGCCGGGGAUGUAUGUGGUUCUAGACGUAAUGUCACAGAGCACAAUGCGUGCCAUGAACGCAGGGAUGGAUUCUUCGAGUCGUGCGGUGUUCAAGACACUCUACGACGAUUAUGUUCGCUUCGGAAAGUGGGAUCAUAACUAA
Messenger RNA from Arthroderma uncinatum, 3885 nucleotides. RefSeq lists its product as uncharacterized. Bases 1 to 3885 code for a protein of 1294 amino acids. Gene Ontology annotation, biological process: ribosome biogenesis. The transcript has 4 exons. Lineage: Eukaryota; Fungi; Ascomycota; Eurotiomycetes; Onygenales; Arthrodermataceae. Gene Ontology annotation, cellular component: nucleolus. The record is from RefSeq and is a predicted model, not a curated record.